GCAGCCAAUUAGUGCCGCAGCCUUUCUCACCUCACCUCAGCGUAGCUUAUCCCAUCACGUUUUCUUAGUUCACCAAUCACGUUUCUCUAAAUGAACGGUGGACGAAUGGCCAUGCCUUCUCGUAGGCUUGUGUCCAUUGACGAAUAUUGCGACCUCGUUCAACCUCGUCUACCUACGUUGCGUCCCUAGUUUGCAUUCUUUUCUCAUCACACCAUGCACGUGUGCCCGCAAUAGAGAGGCCUUGGACCAAAUGAGCGUCCUACCACGCUCGCGCGCACCUAUAUAUUUCCACGGCGUAAGAGGGCCAGAUAGCUAAGCUAGUCAGACAUCGAGCACUAAGCACUCCCGGUUUCUAUUCUCCUUGAGCAACAUAGUUAACACGACAUUUAUAUUGUUACUACUUUCAAGAUGGCGUCCGGCCCUCCCGGGAAGCUGUCGAGCUUUGAGCCCUCUCUGUGGGGUGACUUCUUCGUGAGUUACGAGCCACAACCACUACAGAGAUCCGAGGAAUGGAUGAUGGCGAGAGCUGAUAUACUGAAAGAUAAAAUCCACAUGUUGCUUCAGAGUUGCGAUGGAGCGUUGGGGAAAAUGUUCUUAGUGGAUUCACUCCAACAUCUCGGAAUUGAUCACCACUUUAAAGAAGAGAUUGACAAUAUGUUGAGCGAAAUCCUUGGGAGUGAAUUUAGUUGCUCUAGUCUCCAUGAGGUCGCUCUUCGAUUUCGCUUGCUUAGGGAGCAGGGUCAUUGGGUAUCUCCAGAUGUCUUCAACAAAUUCAAAUGUGAAGGCGGGGUCUUCAACAAGGACAUUACUUAUGAUACAAGGGGAUUAUUAAGUUUAUACAAUGCAGCUCAUCUUCUCAUCCAUGGUGAGCCAGCACUAGAAGAAGCCAUCACUUUCGCAAAGUACCAUCUUGAAUCAAGGAUUGCGAGUCUCGAGUUCCCCUUAGCCGAGCAAGUUAGACGUGCCCUUCACUUGCCACUGCCAAGGACUUAUAAGAGGAUGGAAACAAUACAUUACAUCUCGGAGUACAAAGAAGAGGAAUAUCACAACCCUGUUCUAUUGGAGUUUGCAAAGCUAGACUUUAACCUUCUACAACAUGUACACUUGAAGGAGUUGAAAGCUAUUAGUGGGUGGUGGAAAGAACUUUCCAGAUGCAUCGAGCUGACCUAUGUUCGUGAUCGUGUGGUGGAGAACUAUCUUUGGUCCCAUGUGAUGUUCUAUGAGAAAGACUACGAGCUCGCACGGGUGAUCGGUGCCAAAAUAAAUGUGCUACUUACCGUCAUGGAUGACACAUUUGAUGCCCAUGCCACCAUAGAGGAAUGUCGGAAGCUGACUGAAGCCGUACAAAGAUGGGAUGAGAGCGAUGUUUCUCUUCUGCCGGAUUACUUGAAGAAGUUCUUUGAUGAACUGUUGGCGAACAUUAAGGAGUUUGGGAGUGAAAUGGCAAAGAAUAACAACUACGAGAUUGCCUACAUCAAGAAACAGUUCCAGAAACAGUUCAUUUAUUAUCUCCAAGAAGUCGAAUGGUUACACCAGAAUCACAAGCCGAGCUUUGAAGAGCUAGUGAAUCUGACCUCCAUGACCAUAUGUGUGCCAACAGUAUGUGUGUGUUUUCUUGUUGGCAUGGGCGAUGCAAUGCCCAAGGAAACACGCGAGUGGGUAGCUGGUUUCCCUGAUGUCGUCAUGGCAUGCGCAAAGCUUACACGGUUCAUGAAUGACAUCGCUUCAUUUAAACGUGGAAGAAGCAAGGUAGACGCAACGAAUUCAGUAGAGUGGUACAUCGCGGAGCAUGGGGUCACGAGGGAGGUCGCAGUUGCCACGAUCGAGUCACUCAUAGAAGACGAAUGGAGAAGCCUAAAUCAAGCUCGCUUUGGGAACCGAGUGCUGCUCCCUGCAGUGCAGCGGGUUAUCAGAUUCGCUGUUAGUAUGCCGUUAUACUAUGGUGGAGGGAACGAUGCAUUCACAUUCAGCAAGCAUCUUCACAAGACUAUUGAGGCCCUCUUCGUCAACCCCAUUCCCAUCUAGGUAGGGAGCUAUCUAGCUUGUUGCCGUACUACUAUUUAUCACUGUAACAAGCACCAAUCUGCUUUCCAAUAAACACAUGUGUGUGACAGUGUGUGGUUUCUAGUAAGAGAAACAGUUAUAUGUAUUGUUUAUGAGAUGAGAUGGAAUAAAAUUCGAUGUACGUGUGUUAUCUUAGUGUUGGUUAAAUUUCACUUUCAAUCAGCUAUUCUAACAACCUGGCUGCUUGAAACAGAUUUUAGAUUUUUAAACAUGCUAAACUGGAUUUUUUUUAGCGUUAAAUGUAACCACGAAUUAUGUUUUGUGACUAGCCCGAUGAAAGGGCCUACCUGCUGGGACAACGUGACAAAUGAUUCAUGGGCAGCUUCUGUGCCAAAUUAGAGAUGUAUUUCUCUUAGGCGUGUCCAAUGCUAGUGAAAUUGACAUGUAGUACCAAAUACUCCCUCUUCCCAUUAUUGUGCAUACAAGUUUUUUCUAAAGUCACACUUUGGAAAUUACCUUCGAUCUAGUUUAGAGAAAAAUCUAUACAAUAUAUGCCAUAUAUUCAGUAUUGUAAAAGU
Messenger RNA from Aegilops tauschii subsp. strangulata, 2582 nucleotides. Its product is annotated as tau-cadinol synthase. Gene Ontology annotation, molecular function: terpene synthase activity; magnesium ion binding. Gene Ontology annotation, biological process: diterpenoid biosynthetic process. Lineage: Eukaryota; Viridiplantae; Streptophyta; Magnoliopsida; Poales; Poaceae. The record is from RefSeq and is a predicted model, not a curated record.